CGAACGAACCAGCCGCCGCCGCCUAAUCGCAGCAGCCCAGAUGUGCUGGGCGGCAGGAAGGGAAGCAGGAGACCAAGAGCUGUUGCUGGAACUGAAGGAUGAAGUCACCUCCUUGCUGCUUGUCCCUUUCUUCUGGGGCAUCUGGAGAGGAAUUAGGUGAGAGCACAUCCUUUGAUUCUCUGGAAUCCAGUGUCUUCUGUAGUGAGGAGGGGCCAGGAUCCUUGCUACAGCAUGUAGCUCCAUCCUUGGACUGCAUCACCAUCAACGUUGGAGGUGCCCGCUUUGUCCUCUCCCAAAAGAAGCUUUGCUGCUAUCCAGACACUCGGCUGGGCAAGCUAGCAGUAAUGGUUUCAGCUGCCCGGGAUGUUGCCUCCAGCCUCUUGGAUCUCUGUGAUGAUGCCAACUUGGUGGACAAUGAAUAUUUUUUUGAUCGGAGCUCUCAGGCAUUUAGUUAUAUCCAUAACUAUUACCAGACUGGCAGGCUACAUGUAAUGGAUCAGCUGUGCGCACUUUCCUUCCUACAGGAAAUCCAGUAUUGGGGGCUGGAUGAGCUCAUGAUUGAUUCCUGCUGCAGGGACAGGUACUUCAGAAGGAAAGAACUGAGUGAAGCCUUGGAUAUCAAGAAAGAUGCUGAAGAAUUGGACGCCCAAGAUGAGGAAGAGGAUUUUUCUGGAAGUCUGUGUUCUGCCACCAGACAAAAGCUAUGGGAAGUCUUAGAAAAACCUGCCUCUUCUGUAGCUGCCAGGACUUUUGGCACUAUCUCCAUGGCUUUUGUCAUCAUUUCAAUUGCCAACAUGGCUCUGAUUUCAGUGGAGUUGACCUGGCUGCCAGCCCAGCUACUCGACAUCCUGGAGUAUGUGUGCAUUGCCUGGUUCACGGGAGAGUUUUUACUACGCUUCCUUUGUGCACGGAAUCGGUGUCGCUUCUUAAGGAAUGUAGCAAAUGUCAUAGACCUUCUGGCCAUCUUGCCCUUCUACAUCACGCUGUUAGUGGAGAGCUUGCGGGGUGAACACAGCUCCCAGGAGUUGGAAAACAUGGGACGUAUCGUGCAGGUGCUGAGGCUGCUGAGGGGCCUGCGCAUGCUGAAGUUGGGCAGGCAUUCAACAGGUUUACGUUCUCUUGGGAUGACCAUUGCACAGUGCUACGAAGAGGUUGGCAUGCUUCUCCUUUUCCUCUCUGUGGGCAUCUCCAUCUUUUCCACAGUAGAAUACUUUGCUGAGCAAGGUGUCCAUGGCACAACCUUCACAAGUGUGCCUUGUGCUUGGUGGUGGGCUACCACCUCCAUGACGACAGUCGGAUAUGGAGACAUUAGGCCAGAUACAACAAUUGGCAAGGUCGUGGCCUUUAUGUGCAUAUUAUCUGGAAUAUUAGUCCUAGCUUUACCAAUUGCCAUCAUCAAUGAUCGUUUUUCUGCCUGCUAUUUUACUCUGAAGAUAAAGGAAGCUGCCCUCCGCCAGCGUGAAGCCCUAAAGAAGCUCACAAAGAAUAUGUCGAGUGACUCUAAUAUCAACAUUAAUUUACGAGAUGUAUAUGCUCGAAGUAUAAUGGAUGUGUUGAGGCUUAAAAGCCGAGAAAGAACAAGUACUAGAAGUAGUGGUGGUGAUGAGUUUUGGUUUUGAAAAUGCAUAUAUACAUACCCACACACACAUGCGCCCACCCACCUAAGAAUAUGAGAGAUGCCUAAGGUGUUGAUAGCUUUAAUAACAGCAAUGAAUGCAAAGUUAAUGGUUCAUUAUUUUCCCCCUUGCAAAUCUGCUUAUCUGAGUUGCUGAGCAUACGAACAACUAACAUAGUCCAAACGUGUAUUAAAAAGUGAAAAACUCUCAGGGUACAUAAAUGCAAUUUAUCUUUAACAUUUACAUCUUUCAUUAGAAAAGAAUGGGGAAAUCUAUCCCAGUGGAUUAACAUUCAACACUUUGGCUGUAACCCUUUUAUGCUGAUUCCAGUAUGAAAAAAAAAAAAAAGAUUAACAUGAAAAUGU
Molecule: messenger RNA, 1981 nt
Organism: Candoia aspera
Lineage: Eukaryota; Metazoa; Chordata; Lepidosauria; Squamata; Candoiidae
Gene: KCNV1
Product: potassium voltage-gated channel modifier subfamily V member 1
Exons: 4
Coding region: 99-1619 (506 amino acids)
Biological process (GO): protein homooligomerization; potassium ion transmembrane transport
Cellular component (GO): voltage-gated potassium channel complex; membrane
Molecular function (GO): protein binding; voltage-gated potassium channel activity
Source: RefSeq, a predicted model, not a curated record